Molecule: messenger RNA, 1530 nt
Organism: Tetrapisispora phaffii CBS 4417
Lineage: Eukaryota; Fungi; Ascomycota; Saccharomycetes; Saccharomycetales; Saccharomycetaceae
Exons: 1
Coding region: 1-1530 (509 amino acids)
Source: RefSeq, a predicted model, not a curated record
AUGGCGUUAACAAAUUCAAGACCAUUUCAAUUACCUACUUCUUCGGACGACAAUGAAAUAUUAUUGAAUAAUACAUCUCCUGUCUUCCAAGCAAGUGCACUAGGGUUCAAUUCACACAUGGACCCACUUACCGCUACUGCCGCGGACGUAUUUCCUGUUCCGACACAGGACAAUGGUAUUAAUUCAGGUUCCAGUCAAAAAGGUAAGGCAAGUAGUAAUAAUAGUGCAAAAGAUGGAAAGAUCAAGAAAGAGCCUAAGGAAAAGGAUUCUCUUUCCAUUGUGUUUUCAAAGAUUAUUCCCGUUACAGAUGAGAGACCGAUGCCAACAGAUAGAAGUUCUCCGCUGGAUGACGAAGUUCUGCAUAGAGUUUUCAUAAUUUUAUGGGAAAAGGAUCCAGAUCAAAAAGGUAUGACAGUUAAGCAACUGUGCGACCACCUCUUAGAGAAAAAUCCAGAAAUGUCCAAUUUAUCAACCAAACUUUCCAAUUUGAUUUCAGCAAAAUUAAAUGCAUACGUGAAAAAAAUUGAGAAAGGUGAAAAGACACUAACAUACGCUCUUUUCAGAGACUGGUCAGAUUCUUCCCCACGAAGAAUGUUAUAUGUUUACAAAGGUAUCUUAAGAUCGGAUUAUAAAGAACAUGCUCAAGCCGCUCUUGCUAAAAUUAGACAACAGCAACAACUGGAGGAAAAAUUAAAUCCAAAGGAUGAUGAUAAAAAGUUAGCAUCUAGGAAAGAUUCAAAAAAGAAUUCUAAGGCUGAAAAUAAAAAAGUUAUGAAGAAUGACGACAAAAUCUUAGGAUCCUUAAGUAGUGUAAAUGGCGAAAUUAACAGCAACCAAUUUUUAGUAGACCAAAAUAACGUUUCCUUUGGUCAAAAAAUUAGUAUGGCUAAUAAUAUUAAUUUCACACUAAGUAACGAUUUCAAUAUCCCUUAUUCUACAUCUCCAGUCUCUGCUAAUUUGACUCCAAGAGGUCCAGCUCGUUUAAAUUCACCAAUGGUGUCUCCAAGUAGUACAGUUACCAGUAACCAAUCUCCAAAAAAGAAUUCAGUUUAUAAUAAAAAGAGACCCUCAGUCUCUGAUGAUUUAGAGAAAGGUGGUAAAGGAGAUAAUAAAAAGCAAAAAGUAGUUAAUUCUAAACUGAAUAAUGAACAGUCAGUUUCCAAUUCUAACUCUAAUGGCAUUUCUACAAUGAAUGGAUCACCUGUGCCAUAUAUAACUGCAGCAGCGGCGGCUCCUAAACUAUCAAAAUAUUCAACUAAAGAUGGUUUCAAAUCAAAUUCAGCUUCUUCAAUCGGGUUCUUAUCUGCCAUACAAAAAGUAAUUACUACUCAAACUCCAAUUGAACCGAGCUCGGAUUCUAGUCGCCAGUCUAGCAACUGUUCUACCGGUCCUUCAACACCAGGAGGUGGAACUAACAACUCUGUUGCUAUCAGUUCUUGGGUUCAAAAGGUAAGAAGUGGCUUUUUAAUACAGGAUAUUGAAUCUCCAGAAACUUUAUCCUUAGAGGAUUUGGAUAGUUUUUUCAAAUAA